AUGGGGAAGGCUCUAUUGGAAAAAUUGAAACCGUCCUCGUCGGCAGCCACCUCCGUUAGCUCGACAACGUCUUCGACGUUGGUGACGGAGUCGGAAAACGGGUCUCACCAGUUCAAGAUAACGGGGUAUUCGUUGUCUAAAGGUUUGGGGAUCGGAAAGUACAUAGCUUCCGACACGUUCAUGGUGGGUGGAUAUUUGUGGGCGAUCUAUUUUUAUCCCGAUGGAAAUAGCCCCGAAGAUAAUGCCACCUACGUUUCGCUGUUCAUUGCUUUGGCAAGCGAAGGGACCGACGUUAGGGCGCUUUUUGAGCUCACACUCUUAGACCAAAGCGGUAAAGAACGACAUAAGGUGUAUAGCCAUUUUGGGAGGACGCUUGAGAGUGGGCCUUAUACGCUUAAGUAUCGCGGGCAGCAUGUGGUAAGAGUUUUCAUCUCUCUCUCUCUCUCUCUGUGGUGGAUUCAAUUGCGUUUUAGAAUAGCGAACCCCUUUGGAUUGAUUAAUGUAUUGGUGGAUUAUGGGGCUUGA
Molecule: messenger RNA, 525 nt
Organism: Hibiscus syriacus
Lineage: Eukaryota; Viridiplantae; Streptophyta; Magnoliopsida; Malvales; Malvaceae
Product: BTB/POZ and MATH domain-containing protein 2-like
Exons: 1
Coding region: 1-525 (174 amino acids)
Biological process (GO): protein ubiquitination
Molecular function (GO): protein binding
Source: RefSeq, a predicted model, not a curated record